Molecule: messenger RNA, 986 nt
Organism: Paramecium pentaurelia
Lineage: Eukaryota; Ciliophora; Oligohymenophorea; Peniculida; Parameciidae
Source: the annotation of a GenBank genome assembly
AUGAUUUCUGAAGAAUACGUAUAAGAACACUUAAAUGACUUUUUUAAUUUAGCAGAAAGGAAUAAUCUUGAAUUAACUUUUUUUGAAUAUGUGACAUGUUUAGCAUUAAAAUAUUUUAAUGAUAUGAAUCUUAAAUAUGUAUCAUGGGAAACUGGUUUAGGAGGAAGAAUGGAUUCAACAAAUAUAAUCAGUUCUCCUUUAAUAUCUAUCAUUACAACAAUAGGAUAUGAUCAUAUGCAUAUUCUUGGGAAUACACUGGAACUAAUUGCCAAAGAAAAGGCUGGAAUUAUUAAAUAAAAUUGUCCUGUUGUUAUAGGUCCAAAAAGUAAGCCAUAUGAAAUUUUUAUUAAAGAGGCAUAAUAAAAGAAUGCUGAUUUAACUAUAGUUUAAGGUGAAUUUUAAGAUUUUAAUGAUGAAAAUAAUGCAAUAGUAAUGGCUGCAUCUAAAAUUUUAAUGGAAAAAUAUUGUAAUAAUAUAAUUCAAAUUAGAAUUCAAAUUAAAUAACUUUGAAGAAGUUUUAAAAAUUAAAUAACCAUGUAGACUUGAGUAAUUCAAUAUCUAGAAUGAUAAGGGAGACAAUAUUAAAGUAUAUCUUGAUGUUGGUCAUAAUGAAUAAGCUAUUGUAAUUAAUAUAUUAUAAGAAAUAGAAAAGUGUCUUAGAUUUAUUAAAGGAUUAAAAGAUUAUUUGUAUAUAUGGAGCAUCUAAUGAUAAAGAUAUUACUUCAUGUUUAUAAUUGCUAAAAUAAAAUUGUCAUUAAGUGUAUAUGGUUUAAGCUAAGAAUAAUAGGGCAUAUUAAAUUAAAUAAUUGUUAGGUUCUGAUGAGAUUAAGAUUUUAUAUGAUGGUGAUAUAUCAAAAACUACUUUGGAAAUAGUGAAUAAAGUAUGUUAAAUUGAUUAGGUAAUAUUGGUGAUUGGAUCCUUUUAUAUUAUGGAUGAAGUAAGAAUGAUUUUAAAGAUUUGCUAAACAUAAUGUGAUUUUAAAUGA